This is a messenger RNA of Uloborus diversus, 3438 nucleotides long. RefSeq lists its product as uncharacterized. Bases 291 to 728 code for a protein of 145 amino acids. The transcript has 3 exons. Lineage: Eukaryota; Metazoa; Arthropoda; Arachnida; Araneae; Uloboridae. The record is from RefSeq and is a predicted model, not a curated record.
AUAUAAGAACGCAGUCAGAACUCCAUGGCUUAUAGAACCAAACCUUUUUUUCUAUAAGUCAUUGAGUCGAGAACCUUUCCAUCUAAUAUUCUGUAUGGAAAUAUAGGUGAAAAGAAAGGGUUGUGUUUUGAGACGAAAAAAGAAACCGGAUUGCCAAGGGUAGGAUGUCAAAGUUCACCCGACCUUCAAAUUGUGCUUUGAUCUCAUAAACACGUUGCCGGUGCUCUGAAGGUUGUUUUGGAUUCAUCUUUGGAUAGUUAGUGGAAAAGUGGCCUAAGAGAGUCAGGACCAUGUUGUCGAAGGGGAAGAGCGAACAGUCGAAGAUCCGUUGUCCUCAGGGAACGUUGCGGCUGUUCUCCAAGAUGACCAGCAGGAAGGCUCCUUACGAGAGGAUGGACAAGGAUGGGAAAGACAUCAAGAAGAGCAAGAAGGUGGAAGAGAAGAAGGUUGAAGAGAAAAAUAAGGAAAAUAAGCAGAAUGUGAAUGCCAAGCAUGGGAAAGAGAAGAAAAAGAGGAAGGGGUGGAAAAGAGUGAGGCAUGUUGCACUUCUGACUUGCCGCUACAUUGGAAUGGGAGCUGCUCAUAUGAGUCCAGGUACACUCUACACUGCUCCGGAUUACAGUGUUGAUCCCAAGUACUGGAAUCGUCCCUUCAAUCCUCAUUACAAGUCCGCAGCUCCACACCAAACUCCUCACUGGACAAGCAAUAUGAUGUUUUCUGGAUGGUAGGGGGGCGAAAGUUUCACGACCACGAAGCAUGCUGUUGUAGUGACUGAAAAAAAAAGAACUCCAUGAUGGUGAUUGAAAACAUUUUUGAUGAUUUGGAAUCAAAUGCUGAUUGUUGUGCUGGGCAUCUAUAUCAGUGAAACAUUAAGUUUUUUGUGUGACAGAAAGCAAUUUUUUUUCAAUUUUUAUUCGAAAACAGCAAAGUGGAUGAAAAGUGAGAACUGCUGGGGGGAAAAGUCAUGGAAUUACUUCAGAACAUUGAAAAUUUCACUCCAAGGAGCCAGGUGCUGGUAGUAUAUCAGUAGAUAUAUCAUUGAGCAAUUUUCGCAAUAUGUCUGUAAGGCUUGCCCUUAUAAGCCACGCCCUAUUUUUAAGGUCUCGAUCACCAAUAAUCGCAAGCACUCAAAACUGUCUACAAGCUAAUGAAUUGUAAAUUUAUUAGAAAGUAAACUGUUAUCUCUGCUAUACUGGAGGAAAAAGUCCUUACAAGAUAGGACGUGGUUUAAGAAUGCGCAAAUCCUGUACUGGUGGAGAUAACAGCACACGCCUGUGAUUCCAAUGUGUCAUAUGAGACAAAAGGUGAAAAUCCUGUAUGUGUGUGAAGUGUGAAAAGCAACUAAACGUUUCAUUCCACUUGCUUUACUGAUACCGAACCAGUGGAGCAGUGCUGAAAGGAACACGUUGAACAGGCAAGACUUUAUGCAACAAGGCAUAAGAUUUAGUUCCAAUUAUUUGGAACUAAAUCCAAUUUGUUGCAUAAAUUUGGAUACUAUUUCAUUAUCGAAGAGUCGCCCCUAGAAUGCAUACAAAAGCUGAACCUUGCAAUAGCAUAAUGGAAUAUCUGUAAAAAAAAAAAAAAACUGUUGAUGCGUUUUAAUUAGUAGAAAUCUCAAUGUUGAAUUAAUGAAAUACUGACGGAAUGAUUUUACCAGUCGGUUUAAAAAGCUGAUGGGUAAAAUGAUCUUUGAAUAAGGAUUAAAACCUGAAUAAAAUCACUAUAUUUUUUGUUGAUACUGCAAGAGCAAAAUAUUCUUGAAAUGUUCAAGUUUCUGAUUGAUACUUCUUAAGAUAUUUGUGGUUCAGCAACGUUAUGAAGCUUCAAAUGUUCCUCUGUAUAUUAUUGUUACAUUCUUCUAGUUAAUGCAAAAUCUUUUACAUGAUAGUUACUACGCAAUGUUUUUUUCAUGUGAAAGUUUUUGCUCACUUAUUGAUCUCAUUAAAGUAGAAAGUUCUGGAUACAUUCUAAAAAGUAUUUAUCAGAAAAGUUUAUGUAACCAAUGAAACUAUAAUAUGGACCGUCCUAUAAUUGAGAUAGAAAUAAAAUCAAAAGAUCUCUUUUGGAAAAUAUGAGUAAGAUAAAAUGAAGUGAAAUAAAAUAAAAGAAAUUGAGAAAAAAGUAAACAAAGAGAAAUAAAUAAAUAAUUAAAUAAAUGUAAAUGUAUGAAUCAAUAAAAUGAAUAGAAGAAAAUUCGGAUCCAAUUACAUGAGUUGAUUUACAUUUUGAAUUCAAUUAACUAUCAAUUGAUAAUUUGAAUUCUGAAUCAAUUAAUUAUGAAUACCUUAUUUGAAUUUGAAUUCAAUUAACUAUAAAAAGUUAAUUUAAAUUUUGUGUCGACAUUAAUUAUUGUUUAAAAUACUCUGGAUUUCACAGUAAUGAUACGCCGUUUAAAUGGAUGUAAUUUAUUUGUAAAAGUCAAAAAAGGUUUGACUUUUUUUUAAAUUUCAUUUCAAUAUUUGACCAAAGUAAAGGAUUUGUAAUUAUUUUUAAAUUUUUAACAACUUAAUAUUUUUUUUUACUGGGACGAACAAUUUUUUUUUAAAUUCAACCUUUUUUCAUAGUUUCUUUCUUGUGAUACAUAUGUCAUUCAUAUUUGUUCCCUAGUAAAUGUCUUUUUGCUCCGAGUUCGAUUUCUUUCAUUAAUUAUUAACUUAAACUUAAUAAUUAUUAAUAAGUAAAAAGUACUUAAACCCUAGUCAUUGCAUGCAAUGAAUUUUUCUCUCAUUUUAAAUAGAUUCUCAAACUAUAUAUCGUCUUUCUUUGAUGAGUUAUUAAGAAUUGAACUUAUUUAAUUGAGUGCAAAAUACCAAAGAGCAUUCUUUGACACAUAAAACCAUUUUGACGAGUCAAUUCCCUUAGGACAAAGUUGUAAUCAAAAUCCAUACCUGAAAUACGUUUUUCAUUUUUUCGUUAAAAACUUCGUAGAUUAUGUUGUAUGAAAUUGGAUAUUUACAUAAGAGAAAUUUUAAACUUUAUUGCACGUUUUUAAACAUAAAUAUUGCACAGUCAAUUUCAAAACCGUAAUUAAUAAAAAUAAAUAAAUAAACAAAUAAAUAAAUAAGAAAAGCGUUACUAGUUCAAUGAACAUUCAGAGUAUUUCAUUAAACAAAUAUUCUAAAUGUACAAAGCGACAGAUUUUUUAGUUACUGCUUGCUUUGCAAAGAUAUUAUCUUUGCAACUGCAAGUUAAUGAAAGAAAAAGUACAGAAAAGGAAUGAGAAAAAAAAACUGUACUGUUGAUCUCCGUUUCAUUCUUCAAUAAAUUCUUAUAAAUACGGCGAAGUUUGAAAAGAAAAAUUCAAGACUGAGUAUAAUAUUUGAUUAGUUAAAAAAUUUGUUUCUGAAAAAUAACCUAUGCAUAAAAGAAAGGUAAAUUUAAAAUAGAAACGAUGCAAUAUUUAAAAAUUCAUUUUAGUACUUUUUUUCUUUUUUUUUU